UUAGGCUUGUAUGAUCCUGGCGCUGCAAAGUUUCCACCCGGCCCUUUUCCAGGCGACCCCCGCUUAAUUGCGUAGAAGGCACACAGUCUUGACGCCGUUGUUGUUUUAUUUUUCUUCUGUGGCAUCGACCGAACGAAGACACUGAACACACUUAAAAUAAGAGGGCACCAGAAGCCAUGGAGUGAGCAUUGAACAGUCAGAAGGACGGUUGCGGAGCCCGCCCACCUCCUGCCUGGGCAACGCACCUUCCAGAUGAGAUGGUGGUGGGAGGAGAGAGUGUGUCCCUUUCAAAUUCAAGCCGCUCCAUUUCAGUGCCUGAUGGGACGCUGGGUGUGUCCGUCUUCCCUUCUCCAAUGAGCUCGUCGGUUUCCAAACCACACCCCUGCCAUAAAUAUUUCGGGAGGCAGGCAAGAGAGUAAACUACGUUUAGGAGUGGAGUUGCUGCUGCUGCGAUGGAGUCCUGGUUUUCGGUAGGAGGAGGCGCCCGCCAGACCAGCAGGGUUCCGUGCAGGAACUUUGCCCGUGGAAAUUGCAGAUGGGGUCAGAACUGCCGAUUCUCCCAUGACAGGAAGUCAACCCAGAUCUGCAGGUAUUUCCAGAAUGGGUUCUGUGGCUAUGGUGACCGCUGCAGCUACCAGCAUAUCUCGGAAGCACCAGCCUCAUUCAGAUGUGGUUCAGAGUCUGCCUUCCAUGGAGGCACAACGUUGCCACUAAAUCGCCGGGGCUCAGAGCCAGCCAUCUUGCCAGAGGCUUCAGGAAGGAGCUGGGGAGGAACCAGACGUGGCUCUGAACCAGCUGUCUCAAGCAUGACACAGCUACAGAUGAACUUUGGAAGGAUGAGCAUGAACUUUGAGGAGGAAGAUGAAGAGAAGGAAAAGGUCAUUGCUGCUUGGCAGCCACCUAAUUGGGCCCUAAGCAAAGAAUUUGUCCCACAGCAGGCCCUUUCAGAUUCCAGAUCCCAUGAACGGAUACUUGAUGCCACAUUCUUAGCACCAGAAGACACACCCACCAAGGAGGCUGCUUCUGCUUCUCUGGUCCCAGAGGAGCCAAAGGCAGCUGGUGGUCUGGGAGCAACAGCUGCUGAAGUGGUAGAGAAGAGUGAGGAUAUGGUAUGUGGCAUUUGCAUGGACAAAAUCUGUGAGAAGACUUUGCCUGAAGAACGUCUCUUUGGUAUUCUUCCAAACUGCUCCCAUGCUUAUUGUGUUGGCUGCAUUCGGAGGUGGCGGAAAAGCCGGGAUUUUCAAAAUGCAGUGAUAAAAGGCUGCCCACAGUGCAGAGUCACUUCAAGUUACUAUAUCCCCAACAAAUAUUGGGUCUCCAAUACAGAGGAGAAGGAGAAACUGAUUGAGACUUUCAAGGCACGGACUGGCAAAAUAAGAUGUAAAUUCUUUGUCCGGAGCAAUGGUCAUUGCCCCUUUAAAUCAGAGUGCAUCUAUCGCCAUGAGCUUCCUGCAGGCCAGGUCCCCACUGCACGACCACGAUACAGACCCGACCGACAGAGGCGACGACCUGUUGUCUAUAACCCAUCUCCAUCUGACAGCUCAGAUGAGGAUGACGACGACGACGACGACAUGUACCUUCUCCAGUGGGCUCUUACCUUUGCACUGUUACAUAAUUUUGACUAUUCAGACUUUCUUCUCUCAGAUACAAGUGAUUCUGACUAGAUUAUGACUGCUCAUCAGAGGCUAUAUAGCUGGUUCUGGGAACAGUCUUAAUGACAUUUGAAGUUGCAGCUUUGGGGAGGAUGGGUGUGGGGAUGAAAGAUGCUUUAACUCCUAAUUAACUUAAUGGCUCUUAGUUGUCUGGCAAGUCUUGUAGUAUUUGGUUGGAAACCAGAGCUAGGUGAAUAUAGUGCAACAACCCAUUCCAUGUUGGGGAAAGUUUCCUGAUUCACAGGGCAAAAUGUUAUCACCACUGCCAGCACUUGGCAUCUUAAACCUCACGAAUUGCACUAUCCCUUGCUCACCUCUGUCUCCCUAUCUCCUCCCCAUAUGCAAUAUUGAGGUUCAGAUAUACUGCUAAACAGCUAUUAAAACAUGGUUUAGCAUCCAUUAUUUGAAUCUGGCCCAUAUCUCACAAUUGGAUUUCCCAGCAUGGGAUCCAUGAAGGGCCUUCCAGCUGCCUCUUCUAGGAGGGUGCCAAGUUUUUAUGGUACUCAGAUGGCAUACUUUGGAGAGGCUGAGUGUUCAGUUCAUGCUGCUGCUUCUAUCCUCAGGAAGAUAGGUUUGCUGUGCUGUUAGCUGCAGCAAGCAAUACCUGUGUUGUGCUGUUGUAUAGCAGUGCUGUCAGAUGUCUACAGUAGGCUUAGGGGAUGGGGGGGUGUAUGAGGUGGGAUGAGUUUAAACCAAGUCUUGAAUUUUUUUAUUGAUACCAUGAUCAACUAGUAUUGGUGGCUUAUUAAUGCAAGUUGUUGGGCCCUGAUCUUUAGGCUCUGGGGUCAGCAAGCCACUUCUAUAUCUCUUUUUAACUCUAGAAGCAUCUGGAGAGUGUCAAAUAAAAUGAACUUUGAAAAUGUA
This is a messenger RNA of Hemicordylus capensis (graceful crag lizard), 2516 nucleotides long. Its product is annotated as probable E3 ubiquitin-protein ligase makorin-1. The transcript is spliced from 8 exons. Gene Ontology annotation, biological process: protein polyubiquitination. Lineage: Eukaryota; Metazoa; Chordata; Lepidosauria; Squamata; Cordylidae. The record is from RefSeq and is a predicted model, not a curated record. Bases 453 to 1664 code for a protein of 403 amino acids. Gene Ontology annotation, molecular function: metal ion binding; ubiquitin protein ligase activity.